Messenger RNA from Metopolophium dirhodum (rose-grain aphid), 2976 nucleotides. RefSeq lists its product as uncharacterized. NCBI's taxonomy places the organism in Eukaryota, Metazoa, Arthropoda, Insecta, Hemiptera, Aphididae. Bases 1 to 2976 code for a protein of 991 amino acids. The record is from RefSeq and is a predicted model, not a curated record. The transcript has a single exon.
AUGACAGUGGCGUGUUCGACCCGCCUUGGUUUCCGUCCUCGUCCGUGGACAAUGCCGGUAAGUGGCAUAUCCGGCACGCCUGUCGUCAACGUAAAGGGUGUCGUCGAGUGUGACAUCAGGCCGCGGUUCGCUACCGAACCCGCGUUAAUUGUCCAAGCCUGGGUACUGCCGUCUAUUACAAGUGACAUGCCGCGCACCUCGCUUCCCGUGGAUAUCAAGGAUCGUUUUUCCACCCUCGCACUCACCGAUCCACAGUUCAACGUGGCAUCUCCGGUGGACAUGUUACUUGGGGUCGACGUGUUUUCCGCCAUUCUGGACGGUCGACAAAUUAAAAUCGACGAUGCCUUACCCACUGCUUUUGGUUCAAUCUUCGGUUGGGUCCUAAUCGGGCCAAUUCCGGCGGCGGCCACCUGUCAUCUUGUCACUACACCGGUGUCCUUAGCCACGUCUAUUGAAGCUCUGAUGGAUACAUUUUGGACCGUCGAAGAACCAGACGCAGCUCCGCCAUCUUUUACCGACGAUGGGUGGUGUGAGAGUCAAUUCCUCGCCGAACACAAGCGAUUGCCUUCCGGUCGGUUUCAAGUGCCGCUACCAACGCGUAAGCCAGUACCACAAUUGUCGUUCCCAGGUUCACGUUCCGUCGCGCUCAAGCGUUUCGAAUCCCUCGAACGGAAACUGACGUCCGACACAUCUCUGCGCGGGGCAUAUUGUGACUUCAUGUUUGAAUAUCUCGCGCUCGGUCACAUGUCCGUGGCCACGAGCCCAGGGAAUUACAUCAUCCCCCACCAGGCAGUGUGCACACAGUCCAACGGUGACUUUAAAAUUCGCGUCGUAUUCGACGCUUCCGCUGUGUCCCAUGAUGGGACGUCACUAAAUAGUUGUAUGUAUCAAGGUCCGAAGUUUCAGCAGGACAUAGUGGACAUUUUGACCAGAUUUCGGGUGCACAAAUUCGCGUUCACUGCCGACAUUUGUAAAAUGUAUCGUCAGGUGCUGGUAGCGCCUGAAUAUCGUCCACUCCAGCACAUCUUAUGGCACGCGUCACCUCACGAUAAACUCGUGGAAUGUGAGUUAAAUACGGUGACAUACGGCCUGAAUUGUGCCCCGUUCUUGGCGCUCCGCGUGUUAGCCGCCAUCGCCGAAACGGAUUGCGCCGGUCAAGACGACAUUCGGCGAGCGCUGUUGCAACAAACUUAUGUCGAUGACAUAUGUGUAGGCGCCGAUACGGUCGACGGUGUUCUCAAGCUCCAACGUGAUAUGAUCAACGUCCUCGGUAAAUCCAACUUGGAGUUGAAGAAGUGGUCCAAUAACUAUCCUGCGGUCCUCGACAGUAUACCCGCCUCUGCCCGUGUGACGGGUCCGUUACCUUUUGAUGCUGUGGAUGGGGGUGGCGUCAAGGUUCUCGGCCUGCAAUGGCAGCCGAUCGAUGACGUUUUUGGGUGCGCCAUCCGUUGUGACUCACCACCCGUAUUCACCAAACGCGGCGUUUUAUCGUUAAUCGCGCGCAUUUUCGAUCCGUUGGGCAUAUUUUCGCCGGCCACCUUCUACGCGAAGCACAUAAUGCAACGAACGUGGUCCUGCAAUCUUGGAUGGGACGACUCUCUUCCGAAUGAUCUUCACCAGGAAUGGUCCACUUUCAUCGAAUCAUUGGCUUGCCUCCGUCAAAUAAACAUUCCUCGACACUUUAGCACGCAGUCCGCCGGCCGUUGUCUAUUGUUAGGAUUUUGUGAUGCGUCACAGAAUGGAUGCGCCGCUGUCGUAUACCUCCGCGUGUUGGACGAUCGGGAGGACGCUUCGAUCUCGCUGGUUGGCGCGAAAACCAAGCUAGCGCCGAUGAAAUCGUUGACCAUCCCGCGGCUCGAGUUGAACGCCGCUGAGUUAUUGGCGCGUUGGUUAUACCGCGUCAAGUGUAUUCUCGAUCCUCAGGUCAACAUUGUCGGUGUACAUGCAUGGACGGACUCAACGAUUGUCCUGUCCUGGUUGGUCAAUCGCCACGAGUCGUUUAAAAUAUACGUGUCAAAUCGGGUUCACAGAAUUAACACGCUAAUACCGAGUUGCGUGUGGGCACACAUUCCAUCCGCGGACAAUCCCGCCGAUUGUGCUUCACGCGGUGUGUUACCGUCCGAGCUUCCAGCAUUAAAGCUUUAUUGGCAGGGUCCUGAGUUUCUACGGCGUUGUCCGUCACCGUGGCCGGUCGGAGCCGCCAUACUGCCGCUGAACGACUUGCCCGAAUUGCGCGUUCUAUCCGUGACCGUCAACGUUCAACCUCCCGCUGUUGAAUGGUUCGACGAGUUUUCGUCUUACGACAAGUUGGUUCGCGUUGUGGCCCAUGUGUAUCGAUUUACAAAUCGCUGCCGCCAUCGCGUAUGGGUUACGCGACGGGCGGCCAUCACCCGUUAUGAACUCGACGCGGCACUUCAGGCGCUGGUGAUCGAGUCCCAACGUAAGUUUUUUGCACAAUUACGGCACGAGUUAUCUCACCGUCUCCGUGUGGCAGCCAAACCGCUCGCCCAUCUGUGCCCGUUCAUUGAUCCCUCCGGCGUCAUUCGAGUGGGUGGGCGAUUGCGUCACUCAAUGCUGCCAUAUGACCGUCAGCACCCGAUAUUACUAGCAAAACACUCGCGCUUGGCCUUGUUGGUGUGUCGUCAUUGGCAUCGCAUCAGCUGUCAUGCCGGACCUCGAGUUGUGACCGCCAUGGUGUCCCUACAAUUUUGGAUAAUGUCCGUAAGAUCAGUGCUACAUCAAAUCAGCAGUGAAUGUACCAUCUGCGUCCGAUUUGACCAUCAACCACCUCAACCGUUGAUGGCUGAUCUGCCACCAGGCCGUGUUCAACAGUGUCGGCCGUUCGCGCGAGUGGAUAUUGAUUUCGCUGGUCCAUUGCAGUUACAAGAGACCCGCCUUCGCAAAGCACGAUCGUUUAAGGUGUAUGUGGCUGUUUUUGUAUGUUUCGCGGUGAAGGCGUGUCACCCAAGGUUGUGA